Drosophila gunungcola (fruit fly) is the source of this 659-nucleotide messenger RNA. RefSeq lists its product as uncharacterized. The record is from RefSeq and is a predicted model, not a curated record. NCBI's taxonomy places the organism in Eukaryota, Metazoa, Arthropoda, Insecta, Diptera, Drosophilidae. The transcript has 3 exons. Bases 48 to 434 code for a protein of 128 amino acids.
GCGGUCGGUGUUUCAGAUAGUUUUCGUUCAACCACAGACAGGUCAUCAUGUCUCGAAGUUUUUGUGCGCUUUUGGCGAUUCUCAUAGUUAAUUUGGCCAACGCGACGCCUCAAAAUUCUCCAACCAUCGUUCCGCAAAUCCGCACUAAUGGUUUUCAACUGGAGCCCCUAAACCAGGAAUACUUUCUUAGAAUCGAACAUCCGGGUGGUGCUAUUCGCCAGGAAACCGUGAAACAGAAUGAUGCCGGUCACCUGCAAGUCAGCGGAUUAAUUAAUCAGCCCUUUGAGGAUCAGGGUGCCAAUCUUGUACUGACCUAUGAGGCCGGACCGAAUGGAUACGUUGCAAAAUACAAAUUUGGCAAGAGUCCUCCAACGCCCCCGCCUCAGACCCCCUUUUUCCUCAGCCCCGGAGUCCUGAAAACCGCAGCUGGAUAAAAUGUAGAAUUAAUUGUGCCUUAAAAAGAACAAUACAUUUAAGUGAUAAGCGAAACGUAUUCAUACGACUAAAAAUUACCUUUAAAUAAUUAAACUGAUUUGGUAACCAUAUAUUUUUGAACUUAAGAUAGCUAGGAUCAUUAAAGGAAAAACAAGAGUACUGAACUAGAAUAUGAACAUCUUUGAAUAUACAGAUUGAGACAUUUAUAAAAACCACGGACAAAA